Messenger RNA from Bradysia coprophila, 793 nucleotides. Its product is annotated as histone H1-like. NCBI's taxonomy places the organism in Eukaryota, Metazoa, Arthropoda, Insecta, Diptera, Sciaridae. Gene Ontology annotation, cellular component: nucleosome; nucleus. The record is from RefSeq and is a predicted model, not a curated record. Gene Ontology annotation, biological process: nucleosome assembly; negative regulation of DNA recombination; chromosome condensation. Gene Ontology annotation, molecular function: nucleosomal DNA binding; double-stranded DNA binding; structural constituent of chromatin.
UAUUGUUUCCGUGAGGGACUAACAAUUUUUCAGUAUCACUUGCAAGUGGCAUUGAACUGAUAAGUGAAAGGCAAGUGUAUUAGUUCUAGAAACUUUGUGAUAACAGUAAAAAGAAAUAUGGCCGACCUUGUCGUACCAACAGUGCCGUCCUUAAAAAAAGUCGCGCCGAAAACUGCAUCGAAACACCCUCCAACAGCGGAAAUGGUUAACGUUGCGAUCGAAACCUUAAAUGACCGUGGUGGCUCAUCACUGUAUGCCAUUAAGAAGUAUAUUUCAGCGGCUUACACGCUUGACAUCGAGAAAUUAUCGACAUUAAUUAAAAAGUACCUGAAAAGUGCCGUUGCUAGCGGUGAUAUAAAGCAAACGAAAGGAAAAGGAGCGAGUGGCUCGUUUAAAUUAGGUGCUACCGCAUCCGAACGAAAGAAAGCUGCUGCUAAAAAAUCGAAACACGUGACCGGUGAGGAGAAAGCCAAAGCAAAGAAAGCUUCUGCUGAAAAGAAGAAAGCAACGGCUGAAUCUAAGGAAAAGAAGAAACCAGCGGCCGAAUCUAGUGAAAAGAAGAAAGCUUCAGCUCCUGCAAAGGCAGCUACUCCAAAGAAGGCUGCUAAAUCGCCGAAACAAAAGUCGACGAAACCAACGGCAGCCGCUACAAAGGCAAAGGCUCCUAAGCCGAAAAAGGCUGCUUCGACCGCAAAGAUGGUCACACCGAAGAAAGUGGCUAAACCCAAAAAGAAAUAAAUUUCAUCAAUUGAUUUAACGUCCCCCCUGUAAUAAUUUGAUCAGUCCUUAUAAG